AGGUUCCCAAAAAUCCGAGCUGCAAAGAAUGCAGCAUGGUGUCGAAUGCGGAAGUAAGCGCACGAGCUCGACCGCUUCUCAACCGACUGUAAACAAGAAUGCUGUGAAACAGGUCUUUUUGUGAAUUAGCUUUUUCUACGCCAAAGAGACAAACCUCAUGGCCAUGUCUCAGAAGGAACUGAAGGAGGCGUUUGUCAGCAACCUGAACGGGACCAGUCUGCAGGAGGUGGCCCUGGGCUCGUUUCUCACCCCGCUCUGCCUCAUCAACAGAGGACUCAUUCUGAUCCUUUACCAUCAGGCCAAAGGGUCUCUUCCGCUGCCACUCCCACUGAUUUCUCACCUGCUUCUUGACUUCUCUGUCCUGAUUCUCCCCCUCGUCCUGUCAUGCACCGUUCUGAGCAGCAUUCUUCACCAGGUCAUCAUAAGCCUGACCAUUGUUUCGGCUUGUGUCUUAUGCUAUAUCUAUCGCACCAACAGCCACCCUACUGCUGGGCACCCACAGAACACUGUCAGCUCCUUCCUUCAGAGUCACGUCCAAGUCAACCAGGUGCCCUUUGUGACUAUCUUCCGAGUGUUUGUAAAUGUGAAAACAGCCAUCAGCAUCCUUGCAGUAGACUUUAGUGUCUUCCCAAGGCGAUAUGCUAAAACGGAAACCUAUGGUACAGGGGUAAUGGACUUUGGGGUGGGAGCAUAUGUCUUUGCAAAUGCCCUUGUAUGCCCAGAGGCACGGAGGAAGCACAUCUCAGGAUCCAAGAUGAAUCAUAUCACGAAGCAGCUCCUGUCUGUCUGGCCCCUGGUGGUUCUUGGCAUGGCAAGGCUGGUGAGCUUGAAAAUGAGCGGUUACCAGGAGCACGUGACAGAGUAUGGUGUCCACUGGAAUUUCUUCUUCACGCUAGCCAUCGUCAGAGUUGUGGCCUCUAUGAUAUUGGCUGUGCUACCACCCAGUAAGUCAUGGGUCUUUGCCCUUCUGAUCGGUGGGUUCUAUCAGUACACUCUGGAGACAUCAGAGCUCAAGGCCUUCAUUAUCCACAACAAUGACAGAGAAAAGGACUUUUUGCACGCUAACAAGGAGGGCAUAUUCUCUGUAGUGGGCUACGUAGCCAUCUACUUGGCAGGGGUUCAGGUGGGACUGUAUUUGAUGCAACCAAGAUCCCAGGUUAGACAGUGGCUCAAAGUACUUUCCAACCUCUUGUUGGGAAGUUUGGUCCUGUACACUGGCUUGUACAUAUGCCAGACACUGGUGGAGCCAGUGUCUCGUCGCAUGGCAAAUUUACCUUUCUUCAUCUGGAGUGUUGCCCAGUCUUUGUUUUUUAUGUCCUGCCUUGGUGUCGCUGAUAUGGUUUUAUUGUUUUCCAAAAGAACAUCAGGCUGCCAGUUGGUACCCUCAUCAUGGAGUUUGUGUAAAAAACAAUCCGAGUCACUCCCUGACAAAAAGACAGGUGAAAUGGAAAGACGCUGCCUUGCUCAAGCUGUCAACAGGAAUCAGCUGUUAUUUUUCCUGCUUGCAAAUCUCAUGACAGGAUUGACCAACUCCGUAGUGGACACACUCAACUGUGGCAGUUUGAUUUCAGUGUGCGUUUUGCUUUUGUACAUGUUCAUGAAUUCCCUCGUCAUAUACAUUUUACAUCUCUGUGGAAUUACAGUGAAAUUCUGGUGAAACUACAUUUUGUAAAUGCACCAAAGGGUUUGUUUGUGUAUUUUGAAGUUCUUUGUGGGGCUGGUGUGACACACAUUAAAAUUCUGGGCAAUCAAAAGCACUGGGAAGAGUUAAUGUUGUAAGAUAUGUGUACAUUAUUUAUUAAUGCAUGAAAAUGAAUGCUCUGUCUUGAUAAAAUGGUGCUUUGGAUUAAGUGAACACUGUAAAACAAUAUACAGUCAAAUGUAGUUAAGAUGUUUGCUUUAAAUUUACGUCUGUGAAUUUUUAUUUAAUUUUUUUUUUGUUGACAGUUUGCUCAUUUCUGCUACAUAAUGCAUUCUGCUUAUACAGGAUUGGUUUACCAUAUAACUGGCAUUUGUCUGGUUUUACUUGAAUUAUAAGACCUCUGACUUUCAUAAAAGGGAAAUCAGCAUUUUAAAAUGAUGUAGUAAGUGAACAUAGCCUGUAUUGAGAGCGAUUUUUUUCUGUAUAUCUUGUACACAUCUGAUGUACAAAUGUUUUAUUAUUUCUCGUUUGCUACUUUACUGCUUAUUGUAAUACUGUUUUGCUUGGUUUGAAUUUCUUCCUGCUCAAAUCUUAGUGACUGCAACACCUGUGCUAAAUUAAAUGAUUCGUCAGUAUUGAAAAGCA
Acanthopagrus latus (yellowfin seabream) is the source of this 2287-nucleotide messenger RNA. RefSeq names its product phosphatidylinositol glycan anchor biosynthesis, class W (gene pigw). Gene Ontology annotation, biological process: protein localization to plasma membrane; GPI anchor biosynthetic process. The transcript has 2 exons. The record is from RefSeq and is a predicted model, not a curated record. The coding region runs from base 158 to 1657 and encodes 499 amino acids. NCBI's taxonomy places the organism in Eukaryota, Metazoa, Chordata, Actinopteri, Spariformes, Sparidae. Gene Ontology annotation, cellular component: endoplasmic reticulum; membrane. Gene Ontology annotation, molecular function: glucosaminyl-phosphatidylinositol O-acyltransferase activity.